AUGAACUCCAUCAUUCAUCCGGAUCUUCGGAAUUUCUCCGGCAUUUUGAAAAUAAUUCAAAUAAUCAUUCAAGUUAAUUUAUAUGUAAUAUUUAACUUAUCAUCAACGACCGUGUGGCUCGCUGUGUCGAAGGUUGUCAGAGGAGGAUGGAACGGGUAG
Nezara viridula (southern green stink bug) is the source of this 159-nucleotide messenger RNA. NCBI's taxonomy places the organism in Eukaryota, Metazoa, Arthropoda, Insecta, Hemiptera, Pentatomidae. The record is from the annotation of a GenBank genome assembly.